Messenger RNA from Tupaia belangeri chinensis (Chinese tree shrew), 2075 nucleotides. It is a transcript of the gene ACP2, whose product is annotated as acid phosphatase 2, lysosomal. Gene Ontology annotation, molecular function: acid phosphatase activity. Gene Ontology annotation, biological process: lysosome organization; dephosphorylation. The coding region runs from base 116 to 1318 and encodes 400 amino acids. Gene Ontology annotation, cellular component: lysosome. The transcript is spliced from 11 exons. The record is from RefSeq and is a predicted model, not a curated record. NCBI's taxonomy places the organism in Eukaryota, Metazoa, Chordata, Mammalia, Scandentia, Tupaiidae.
UGCCACCGAAGGGGUUCCAGCCUCUCUGGUGCAUAGACUUCAGCGGGGGAGGGCGGGCAGACAGUCUGCCUGGAGCCGAGCAGCUCUUCUCCAGCUCCUGCUCGGCGUGAACCUGAUGGUGAUGCCACCUACCGAGGCCCACAGUCUGCGCUUUGUUACCUUGCUAUACCGACAUGGAGACCGUUCACCAGUGAAGACGUACCCCAAGGACCCUUAUCAGGAAGAGGACUGGCCCCAGGGGUUUGGUCAACUAACCAAGGAGGGGAUGCUGCAGCACUGGGAGCUGGGCCAGGCUCUGCGGCGGCGCUACCAUGGUUUUCUAAACACCUCUUACCAUUGGCAAGAGGUUUACGUGCGUAGCACAGACUUUGACCGAACUCUCAUGAGUGCCGAGGCCAACCUGGCUGGCCUCUUCCCUCCCGAUGGGAUGCAGCGCUUCAAUCCCAACAUCUCGUGGCAGCCCAUCCCUGUCCACACCGUGCCCAUCGCCGAGGACAGGCUGCUGAAGUUCCCACUGGGCCCAUGUCCCCGUUACGAGCAGCUGCAGAACGAGACGCGGAGGACCCCGGAGUAUGAGAGCGAGAGUAUUCGCAAUGCGCACUUUCUGGACAUGGUGGCCAACGAGACAGGACUUCCAGACCUGACCCUGGAGACAGUCUGGAAUGUCUAUGAUACCCUCUUCUGUGAGACACACGGGCUGCUCCUGCCUCCCUGGGCCUCGCCCCAGACCAUGCAGCGUCUGAGCCAGCUAAAGGACUUCAGCUUCCGCUUCCUCUUCGGGAUCCAUGAGCAGGCGGAGAAGGCCCGGCUUCAGGGGGGAGUCCUGCUGGCUCAGAUACGGAAGAACUUGACCCUCAUGGCAACCACCUCCCAACUCCCGAAGCUGCUGGUGUACUCUGCGCAUGACACAACUCUGGUCGCGCUGCAGAUGGCCCUGAACGUCUACAACGGGAAACAAGCCCCCUACGCCUCCUGCCACAUAUUUGAGCUGUACCAGGAAGAUAACGGAAACUUCUCGGUGGAGAUGUACUUUCGGAAUGAGAGUGAGAAGGACCCCUGGCCUCUGACCCUGCCUGGCUGCCCUCACCGCUGCCCGCUGCAGGACUUCCUUCGCCUCACAGAGCCCGUCGUGCCCAAGGAUUGGCAGCAGGAGUGCCAGGUGACCAGCAGUCCUGCAGACACAGAGGUGAUCGUGGCCUUGGCUGUCUGCGGCUCCAUCCUCUUCCUCCUCAUAGUGCUGCUCCUCACCGUUCUCUUCCGGAUGCAGGCCCAGCCUCCUGGCUACCGCCACGUCGCAGAUGGGGAGGACCAUGCCUGACACCCAGCUGGCCCCCUUCCCUCUGCCUCCUAGGGGAGGAGGGCUGGGCCCUUGCUCCUGACCAUGGCUGCUCCUCAGCCCUUGGACCAGAGACUCCGAGUCGCCUGCCCUGCUCACCACAGCCCAGAUGAGCGAGUGGGGCUCGGCCCGGCCCACGACACCUGUCACUCAGCAUUCAUAUGCCUGACGUUUACCAUGUACUGUGCUGGACUCUGGCUUCCUCCCAGCAGAAUGGGCUCUUUUAUACUCCGUAAGGACCUGAGAUGGAGACAGGACCUGGGAUGGGAACCCUGAGGCGUCGGUGCCUGACCCGCCUGGCUGCCAUCAAGCCCCUGCUCUUUCUCUCCCAGCCCGGGGUCUUUGGCAAAUGGCUCAGAGGACACAGUCUUACCUGUCAGUGCUUGCUCUAGAGGAAACAUUGCCCAACACUGGGGUAGAAACCUUGACCACCAAGGAACCGAAUCACUCAGCAGCCAGCCAGCCAAGUCCUCUUCUGGCUGAAGACACCAUUAGAGACAGCAUGCGUUAGGCACCUCUGUCACCCCGUUAGCUUUGGUAGGUCGGAAGAGUCUUUGUAGUUGGGAGGGAAUGGCGGGAGAGGGCGGGAAUGGGCUGUCAUACAGGAUCGUGGAACUGCCUUCUUCCCAGCUGGGCCUCAGGGACCUGAGGUAAAUGCAGGCCGUGAGCCGGACAGCUCUUGACCGUGGCCCAGACCGGGGCAGAGGCAGCUCUCAGAGAAUGAAGGUUUUGGACUGUU